AUGACUGCAUACCGCCCGAAGAAAACAAUCGGGGACUUUUUGGCCAAUAAGGCCAAUAUAUCUCGUAACCAAGGCGUCUUGGUCGACGCUGUCUCGCAAUACCGGACUCGGUUCCCCUCGGUUGGAAAGUGGGGUGCUAUCGGUCUGUGCUGGGGGGGAAAGGUGACGGCUCUGGCAUCAGGUGACGAGACCCCUUUUACUGCAUCAGGCCAAGUUCAUCCUGGUCUCAUAGACCCAGCUGAUGCAGGUGCCCUGACCAUCCCCCACAUCGUCCUUGCCUCGAAAGACGAGCCAGUCGAUGCGGUCGCCGCGUACGCCGACAUUAUUGCCAAGAACGGGAAGGGCGGCCAUGUCGAAACCUACUCAACUAUGUGGCAUGGAUGGAUGGGUGCGCGAGCCGAUCUUGCUGCGGAAGCAGGCCGAGCUGAGUAUAUUCGCGGAUACGCGCAGCUGGCCGAUUUCUUUGAGAAACACCUGGUGUAG
Molecule: messenger RNA, 483 nt
Organism: Penicillium cinerascens
Lineage: Eukaryota; Fungi; Ascomycota; Eurotiomycetes; Eurotiales; Aspergillaceae
Exons: 4
Coding region: 1-483 (160 amino acids)
Molecular function (GO): hydrolase activity
Source: RefSeq, a predicted model, not a curated record